AAAGUGGAGGAUCCGGUUUAUCCUGGGCCAGUCUGCAAGGGGGGUUGGUGGAGGCAGCGCCCAGAGCCCGGGAGCUGCCGAAGGUUGCGGCAGCUGCGGCAGCAUGGUGGGUCCGGAGAAGGAGCAGAGCUGGAUCCCUAAGAUCUUCAAGAAGAAGACCUGCACGACGUUCAUAGUUGACCCCAUAGAUACCGGAGGGACCUUUUGCCAGUGUGGGCGGCCUCGGAGUGCCCACUCAUCAGUGGCUGUGGAGGAUGCAUUCGGGGCAGCCGUGGUGACCGUGUGGGACAGCGAUGCACACACCACGGAGAAGCCCACUGAUGCCUACGGGGAAGUGGACUUCCUGGGGGCCAGUCGCAAGCCCAGCAACUUCCUCCGGCUCUCUGACCGCACAGACCCAGCUACAGUUUAUAGUCUGGUUACGCGCACAUGGGGCUUCCGUGCCCCAAACCUGGUGGUGUCAGUGCUGGGGGGCUCAGGAGGCCCUGUUCUCCAGAGUUGGCUGCAGGACCUGCUGCGACGAGGGCUGGUGCGUGCUGCCCAGAGCACAGGAGCCUGGAUUGUCACUGGGGGGCUGCACACGGGCAUCGGCCGGCAUGUCGGUGUGGCUGUGAGGGAUCACCAGACGGCCAACACUGGGGGCACCAAGGUGGUGGCCAUGGGCGUGGCCCCCUGGGGUGUGGUCCGAAAUAGAGACACUCUCACUAACCCCAAGGGCUCAUUCCCUGCGAGCUAUCGGUGGCGCGGUGACCCUGAGGAUGGGGUCCAGUUUCCUCUUGACUACAACUACUCGGCCUUCUUCCUGGUGGAUGAUGGCACGGAUGGCCGCCUGGGCGGUGAGAACCGCUUCCGCCUGCGCUUUGAGUCCUACAUCGCACAGCAGAAGGCAGGCGUGGGAGGGACUGGAAUUGACAUCCCUGUCCUCCUCCUCCUGAUUGAUGGUGAUGAGGAGAUGUUGAAGCAGAUAGAGAAUGCCACCCACGCUCAGCUCCCCUGCCUCCUGGUGGCUGGCUCUGGGGGAGCUGCAGACUGCUUGGUAGAGACGUUGGAAGACACCCUGGCCCCAGGGAGUGGGGGAGCCAGGAGAGGUGAAGCCCGGGAUCGGAUUCGGCGUUUCUUCCCCAAAGGGGAUCCCGAGGUUCUACAGGCCCAGGUAGAGAGGAUUAUGACCCGGAGGGAGCUGCUGACAGUCUAUUCAUCUGAGGAUGGCUCUGAGGAAUUUGAGACCAUUGUUUUGAGGGCCCUUGUGAAGGCUUGUGGAACCUCUGAGGCCUCAGCUUACCUGGAUGAGCUGCGUUUGGCUGUGGCUUGGAACCGCGUGGACAUUGCCCAGAGCGAACUCUUUCGGGGGGACAUCCAAUGGCGGUCCUUUCACCUGGAGGCCUCCCUCAUGGAUGCCCUGCUGAACGACCGGACCGAGUUCGUGCGCUUGCUCAUCUCCCACGGCCUCAGCCUGGGCCACUUCCUGACCUCUGCGCGCCUGGACCAACUCUACAGCGCGGCGCCCCCCAGCUCGCUCCUCCACAGCCUCCUGGACCAGGUGUCCCACAGCGCGAGCACAAAAUCUCCAGCCCCAAAAGGCGAGGCUGCGGGGCCCCGGCCCCCUGACGUGGGGCAGGUGCUGAGGAUGCUGCUGGGGAAGACGUGCGCCCCGCGGUACCCAUCCGGGGGCUCCCGGGACCCCGGCCCUGGUCGGGGCUGCGGGGACAUUGCCGAGAGUAUGGGUCUGCUCUCGGACAGAGCCACCUCAGAGCUCUCGCUGGACGCCGGCCUCGGACAGGCCCCCUGGAAUGACCUGCUCCUUUGGGCACUGCUGUUGAACAGAGCCCAGAUGGCCAUGUACUUCUGGGAGAUGGGCUCUAAUGCUGUGGCCUCAGCUCUUGGGGCCUGUUUGCUGCUUCGAGUACUGGCACGCCAGGAGACUGAGGCUGAGGAGGCAGCACGGAGGAAAGACCUGGCGACCAAGUUUGAGGGGUUGGCCGUUGAUCUUUUUGGCAAGUGCUACCACAGCAAUGAGGAAUGGGCCACCCAGCUACUCCUACGUCACUGCCCACUCUGGGGGGAUGCUACCUGCCUCCAGCUUGCCAUGCAGGCUGACGCUCGGGCCUUCUUUGCCCAGGAUGGGAUACAGUCUCUGCUGACACAGAAGUGGUGGGGGCAGAUGGACAGCAGCACACCCAUCUGGGCUCUAGUUCUCACCUUCUUUUGUCCUCCACUCAUCUACACCGACCUCAUCACCUUCAGGAAAUCAGAAGCAAAGUCCAUGCAGAAGGACCUAGAGUCUGAUGCGAAUAGGGACAUUAAUGGGGAAGGGCCUGUCAGGGUAGUAGAGGACCUUGCUGAGAAAACGCCGCUGGGGACCCUGCAGCAGCCCAGCGGCAGGGACUGCUGCGGGGGCUGCGGGUGCCUGCACCGCUGGUCCCACUUCUGGGGCGCCCCGGUGACGGCCUUCAUGGGCAACGUGGUCAGCUACCUGCUGUUUCUUCUGCUCUUCGCCCACGUGCUGCUAGUGGACUUCCAGCCCAUGCCCGGCCCCGCCGAGCUGUUUCUCUACUUCUGGGCUUUCACCCUGCUCUGCGAGGAGCUGCGCCAGGGCCUGGGUGGCGGCUGGGGCAGCCUGGCCAGCGGGGGCCCCGGGCCAGGUCAGGCCUCCCUGCGCCACCGCCUGCGCCUCUACCUGGCUGACACCUGGAACCAGUGCGACCUGCUGGCCCUCACCUGCUUCCUCCUUGGUGUAGGCUGCCGGCUGACCCCCGGCCUGUAUGACCUGGGCCGCACUGUCCUCUGCCUUGACUUCAUGAUUUUCACGCUGCGGCUGCUGCACAUCUUCACGGUCAACAAGCAGCUGGGGCCCAAGAUUGUCAUCGUGAACAAGAUGAUGAAGGAUGUGUUCUUUUUCCUGUUCUUCCUUGGCGUGUGGCUCGUUGCCUAUGGGGUGGCCACUGAGGGGCUCCUAAGGCCCAAGGACCAUGAUAUCCCAAGUAUCCUGCGCCGCGUCUUCUACCGGCCUUAUCUGCAGAUCUUCGGGCAGAUACCUCAAGAGGACAUGGACGUGGCUCUCAUGGAGCAUACCAAUUGCUCGUCGGAGCAGGGCCUUUGGGGGCACCCGCCAGGACCCAAGGCAGGCUCCUGUGUCUCCCUUUAUGCCAACUGGCUGGUGGUGCUGCUCCUUGUCAUCUUCCUGCUUGUGGCCAACAUCGUGCUGGUCAAUUUGCUCAUCGCCAUGUUCAGCCACACGUUCGGCAAAGUACAGGGCAACAGCGACCUCUACUGGAAGGCGCAGCGCUACAGCCUCAUCCGGGAAUUCCACUCUAGGCCAGCACUGGCCCCGCCCCUUAUCAUCAUCUCCCACGUGCGCCUCCUCCUCCGUAGAUGGCAAAGCAGGACCUCCCAUACCAAUUUGUCAUUCUCCCGGCAUCAUUUCCGGGUCCACCUCUCAAAGCAAGAGGAGCGGGAGCUGUUGACGUGGGAGUCAGUGCAGAAGGAGAAUUUCCUCCUGGUGCGCACUCGGGACAAGCGGGAGAGCGACUCGGAGCGUCUGAAGCGCACCUCUCAGAAGGUGGACACCGUAUUGAAGCAGCUGGGCCACAUCCGCGAGUACGAACAGCGUCUGAAAAGGCUGGAGCGGGAGGUCCGGCACUGUAGCCGCGUCCUGGACUGGGUGGCUGAGGCCCUGAGCCGCUCUGCGUUGCUUCCCCCUGGUGGGCUGCCACCUCCAUCCCCACCUGGGCCCAAAGACUGAGCCCUGUGGUAGACUUCAAGGAGCCUACAGGGUUUUUUUCUCUCCUAGAAAGAAGCUGUAAGUAAGACUAGAGUAAGGCCCAGGUGGUCCUUGAUCCCUGCACCUGGCAGCCUUGUCUUUGGAUUGGACCCCAUAUCUACAGAUUAGCACCUGGGCCAAAUCAGGGCUACCUUGGGGGUAUCAUCCAUAUGAAUCACAACGUGCUCAGCUCCUUUCAGAACCACAUCCUCUCUGGGAAGGUCCUGUUCUGGAGCCUGGAUAUUGCUUCUCUGAGGGCCCUGCCACAGCAGGAGGAGUGUGGAGGGCCCUUGGGGAUUCAGGGACCAUAAAUCCCAUUCACAACUUCCCCACACUGGGGAAAUAAAGCCAUUUGUAAGGAA
Messenger RNA from Otolemur garnettii (small-eared galago), 4122 nucleotides. It is a transcript of the gene TRPM4, whose product is annotated as transient receptor potential cation channel subfamily M member 4. Gene Ontology annotation, biological process: calcium ion transmembrane transport. Gene Ontology annotation, cellular component: membrane. Lineage: Eukaryota; Metazoa; Chordata; Mammalia; Primates; Galagidae. Gene Ontology annotation, molecular function: ligand-gated calcium channel activity; calcium-activated cation channel activity. Bases 104 to 3742 code for a protein of 1212 amino acids. The transcript is spliced from 25 exons. The record is from RefSeq and is a predicted model, not a curated record.